AACACGCCCCGGCUAGGCAGCCGUUGCCGGAAGUUCGCAGUGGGGCCGGCACGGCGUGAUUCCGACGCCUGCGCGAGGAUGGUAGAGGAGAGUGUCCGCGUGGUUCGCUGCGGCGGGAGCCGCCUGAACUUCAGGAGAGCCGUGUUCUCUGCCGACUCUAAGUAUAUCUUCUGUGUCUCGGGUGACUUUGUUAAGGUCUACAGCACAACCACGGAGGAGUGUGUGCACAUUCUGCACGGGCACAGAAACGUGGUGUCUGGAAUCCUCCUCAACCCCAACAACCAUCUGCAGCUCUACUCUUGUUCCUUUGAUGGCACAAUUAAGCUGUGGGACUAUCUUGAUGGCAUUUUGAUAAAGACUUUCGUCGUUGGACCUAAACUCCACGCCCUCUUCAUUCCUCCCCAUGCCGAAGAUUCUGUCUUCCUGACAAUAAGUAAAGAGGAGCCAGACGUGUUUCAGCUGGUUUCAGUGAAACUGCCCAAGUCACCAAGCCAGGACGUGAAAGCUAAGGAGCUCACCUUUGUUUUGGAUUACGUAAACCGGUCCCCCAAGUGCAUUGCCUUCGGAAAUGAGGGAGAAUAUGUUGCUGCAGUCCGGGACUAUUACUUAUCUGUUUAUUUUCUGAAAAAGAAAAAAACAUGCAAUUUUACUUUACCAUCAACAAAAAAUAGGAAGAAUGCUAAGAACAAGUUCACAUGUGUAGCUUGCCACCCAAAGGAAGACUGCAUCGCAUCUGGUCACAUGGAUGGCAAAAUCCGCCUUUGGAGGAAUUUUCAUGAUGAUAAGAAGUACACAUACACGUGUUUGCAUUGGCACCAUGACAUGGUUAUGGAUCUGGCUUUUACAGUCACAGGCAGCGGUCUGCUGAGCGGCGGGUGCGAGUGUGUGCUUGUGGAGUGGCGCGAUGGCUCAGAGAAGAACAAGGAGUUUCUCCCCCGCUUGGGAUCUACCAUUGAGCACAUCUCCGUCUCACCUGCAGGAGACCUGCUCUGCACCUCUCAUUCUGAUAACAAGAUAACAGUUAUUCACCGAAAUCUUGAUGCAUGUGCAGUGAUUCAAGGCCUCGUGAAAGAUAAGAGUGUGCCUACUGGCUUGAUGGUUGACCCAAGAACCAGAGCUUUAGUUUUGAAUGGGAAGCCUGGUCACUUGCAGUUUUAUUCCCUCCAGAGUGACAAGCAGCUGUAUAAUUUAGAUAUCGUUCAGCAAGAGUACAUCAAUGAUGACGGCCUAAUCCAGAUUGAACUGACGAAGGCUGCCUUUGGCUGCUCUGGCACUUGGCUGGCAACAGUUGAACAACGGCAAGAAAACAAAACUGAACUGGAACUGCAAAUGAAACUGUGGACCUAUAGCAAGAAAACCCAAGGGUUUGUUCUGAACACAAAGAUCGCCAUGCCACAUGAUGACCAUAUCACAGCGCUCUGUUUCAAUAAUGCAGAAAACCAUGAAAAGCCUAUACUGGUCACGGCGAGCAGAGAUGGCCACUUCAAAGUGUGGAUGUUGACAGAUGACUCUGAUAUAUACAAAAAAGCCAUUGGCUGGACUUGUGACUUUGUGGGUAGUUACCACAAGUAUCAAGCAACCAACUGCUGUUUCUCUGAAGAUGGCUCCUUAUUAGCAGUUAGUUUUGAGGAAAUAGUUACAAUAUGGGAUUCAGAAACAUGGGAACUAAAGUGCACAUUUUGCCAACGAGCUGGGAAAAUAAGGCACCUUUGCUUUGGAAGAUUGACAUGCUCCAAGUAUCUUCUUGGCACUACUGAGAAUGGCGUUCUCUGCUGUUGGAAUCUGCUCAGCUGUUCAGUGCAGUGGAGUGCGAAAUUAAAUGUUAGAGUUAUGGAAGCUGACCCUUACUCAGACCAUGUAGCUGCGGUGUCUCAGUCCUCAGUGGGCUCAGAUCUGUUUGUAUUUAAACCUAGCGAGCCAAAGCCAUUGUAUAUUCAAAAGAAUGUUUCCAGAGAGGAAGUCCAGUGGGGAGUGUUUGUCCCACGAGAUGUCCCUGAGUCGUUCACCUCAGAAGCUCACCAGUGGCUGAACAGAUCCCAGUUUUAUUUCCUAACUAAAUCACAGUGUUUAUUAACAUUCGGCAUAAAGUCUCCAGAAGAGAAACUCACACCAACAAGCAAACAGCUGCUGGCAGAGGAAAGUUUGCCAACGACCCCAUUUUCUUUUAUACUGGGAAAACACAGGCAACAGCGGGAUGCAAAGUUAAGUGAAACUUCAGAGAAUGAACUGGUACAACUCCCCUUAACAGAGAACAUACCUGCAGUUAAUGAGCUUCUUCACACUCCAGCCCACGUACUGCCAUCGGCUUCUUUCCUGUGCUCUCUGUUCAUAAACUCAUUGCUGCUCUCUAAAGAGACUAAAAGUGCUGAAGAAAUUCCUGAUAAUGUAGAUAUGGAGGAAAAAGAAGAAAGUGACAAUUCGGAUGAAGAAAAUGAUUUUACUGAAAAAGCCCAGGAAGCAAAUAACAUGGAUUUGGGAGAAGAUGUUAUACAUCAGCUGUCAAAAUCAGAAGAAAAAGAGCUGAGAAAAUUCAGAAAAGUAGACUACAGCUGGCUGACUGCUCUGUAGGCUGUGCCUAUGGAACAGCACAUGGACAUUGUUGUACUUAAUUUUUACUGUCUGUUAAUACUCUAAUUUUUUAAAAAUUUAUUCUUAAGACAAAAUAGUAAAAAUCUUUUGUUUACUUG
This is a messenger RNA of Acomys russatus (golden spiny mouse), 2687 nucleotides long. RefSeq names its product WD repeat domain 75 (gene Wdr75). Gene Ontology annotation, biological process: positive regulation of transcription by RNA polymerase I; positive regulation of rRNA processing. The transcript has 21 exons. The record is from RefSeq and is a predicted model, not a curated record. Bases 79 to 2568 code for a protein of 829 amino acids. Lineage: Eukaryota; Metazoa; Chordata; Mammalia; Rodentia; Muridae. Gene Ontology annotation, molecular function: RNA binding; protein binding. Gene Ontology annotation, cellular component: nucleolus.